AUGGCUAUCUCUACUCCAUUUACUCAGAGAAAAGUUUCUCAUACAGAGAUGGAGAAGAGUGGCCAGAGAGUCCAAGAGUUUCCUUACUCUUCACUGUCUGGUCCGUCCUCUAGUCAUCAUCCCAACCCCAUUGCCACUUGGAUUCCUGCACCAAUUACAAUUCUCUCACCCCCUUCCCAGCCGCCACUCACUAUGCCAUCUGAAGUCAUCGUUCCUCAGCAACCUCUAAGUGCAGCUCCAACACCCACUCCAGUACAGGUUCCAUCCCCCAACACAAACCAGCUCCCCCGCUCACACCAACCCUCCUUGACAUCCUCAACCAAUUCAACCCCCUCACCACAAAUCCCAACGUCCCCUCCUAACCCACCUGACCCUCAUCCCCUUCCAACUCACUCAAUGACCACCCGAGCCAAGAACCACAUCCAUAAACCCAUCACUAAAAUGAACCUUCAUACUCAACUCUCCAAAUCCAACGACCUUGAACCAACCACCGUGUCUACAGCCCUUAAAGAUCCAAAGUGGCCUAAAGCCAUGUCUAAUGAGUGUGAUGCUUUAGUUAGAAACGGCACAUGGGAACUUGUUCCACCUGAUUCUACACAGAAUGUUCAAAGCACGUUUGGUCGCAAAAGGCUUUCAUCAAAGACCAGGCGUCGAUUAUCUAGACACUUUCAGCCCUGUUGUCAAACCAACAACAGUUCGUGUUGUCCUCAGUCUGUAUCUCGGGGUUGGUCUUUACGUCAACUUGAUGUCAACAAUGCCUUUCUCCAAGGCCACCUCUCCGAGCAUGUCUACAUGCAACAACCACUAGGUUUUGUUGAUCAAGAUCAUCCAUCUUAUGUCUGCAAACUUCGAAAAGCCAUCUAUGGCCUCAAACAAGCACCGAGAGCAUGGUAUCAUGAACUUCGUGCUUUCCUUCUUUACUCUGGCUUCAAAAAUUCCCAUGCAGAUACUUCUCUAUUUGUUCUCACUGUUGCUGGCCAUAGUAUGUAUAUACUUGUCUAUGUGGAUGACUUAAUAAUCACUGGAGACAAUACUAAGAUGAUCGACUCCUCUGUUGAUGUUCUUGCUAAUCGGUUUUCAAUUAAGGAUCUUGGACAACUGUCUUAUUUUUUGGGUGUGGAGGUAGUCCCCAAUCAGCAAGGUAUUUUAUUAUCUCAACGGCGUUGCAUUUUGGACAUUCUCGCUAGAACUCAUAUGACUGAUGCCAAUCCUGUGCUUACUCCCAUUCCAACUAGCCCACCGUUGCUAAAGUUAGGCUCUGCUUUGCUUGAUCCCACCGAGUACAGAACAGUUGUUGGCAGCCUUCAAUAUCUCUUAAUUACAAGACCAGACCUUGCAUUUGCGGUUAACAAGCUCUCUCAGUACAUGCACACUCCAACCACCGACCAUUGA
Prunus armeniaca (apricot) is the source of this 1392-nucleotide messenger RNA. The record is from the annotation of a GenBank genome assembly. NCBI's taxonomy places the organism in Eukaryota, Viridiplantae, Streptophyta, Magnoliopsida, Rosales, Rosaceae.